This is a messenger RNA of Phytophthora nicotianae INRA-310, 1428 nucleotides long. RefSeq lists its product as hypothetical. The record is from RefSeq and is a predicted model, not a curated record. NCBI's taxonomy places the organism in Eukaryota, Oomycota, Peronosporomycetes, Peronosporales, Peronosporaceae. The transcript has a single exon. Bases 41 to 1381 code for a protein of 446 amino acids.
AAAUCCUAAAAACAAACCAAACCACAACUUCGCAACUAAAAUGGAGGUUCCUGAUCCGUCCUUCGUGACGCCGCCCUACGCGCCCCAGAGCUCCGUUGACGUUGCAACUUCGACUGCAGUAUUGCCAAACGCUGUUAACCCAGCCACCACAGUUUCAGCUUCCGGUAACCCCGCUACCAAACCCAAGAAAAAGCGCAGCCACACGACCCCAACCAGAGACCGUGAGCGUCGCGAGCUCCUUGCGCUGCGUGUAGAGUCUGUAGAGCUCGAAGAGCAGUUACAACAGGCUCGAGAGCAUCUUGCAGCUAUCAGGAAGACACGCCUGGAGAAGAUCGUGUCUAGCAGCAGCAGAAUCGUUAGUACAGUGCCGGCUUGGAGACACAUCGCACGACGGCAUUUAAAGGCUCGACAAGAAGCUGAAAAAGAAAACCGACGACUGAGAGAGCAGCUAGCGGAGCACCUCAAGUGGAGCAAUGCUUUGCAAGCUAAAGUGAACCAGAGAGGGGGCGGUGGAGAUGAAAAUUCGACGCGUGCGGCGGCUACGGCCGCUGCACUUGGAACCGUAGCGAAUCCGCUGCUCUUGGCCGAAGAUGAAGAAGGGAUUACAGAUUUGGAACUAGAAUUAGACGAUACAGAUAGAGCAGAGCUGGAUAUGCUGACCAAUGGACUAGAUCUAGCAUUCUCUCGAGUGGAUGAUGUGUUCAAGGAGCACUCAGUGAGCGGAGUGCCACAAGGAGCUGUGUCUGGGAGCAGGACGACGCUCGACGGAAAACCGGACGAUGGAAUGUCAACAGUGGAGCUGAGAGAUACGAGAGUGAUCCCGUUUGACUUCAAAUUGGUCAUCGAUGCUGCGUGGAAUGCGUGGGUGUUGUGGCAUCUCGGAGGAAGCUGUCGGAAGAGCGUGUCGGCGCAUCGGAGCUGCUCGUAUCCCGAUGUAUCGAGGCCGGAACAUACGUUUGCUGUCAAAUUUCGUCUCCAGACUCCAGCGUCGAAGCUACCACCUGAUGCUGCUUCUACUUUUCUAGAUCUGAAGCUUGUAUUGAGGAGAUAUGUGGAGCAGACUCGCUUGGUCUUGAUAUGGCGGGGACUCUCAGCAGGCGAGAACGACCUUGACGGUCUGUUCACAGAUGAAACAGGAUGGGUUGUUCUCGAACAAAUGGCUCCAUUUCAAGAGGGUGAAGGUGAUACCGGUGCAGCAGCAGCCAGGACAUCCAUGAGGUCGUGUGUGCGCAUGACACCGAAACGUGCAGAUGAUUGUGAAGCAACUCCAGCACAGGCACGUAUCUUGACGAAUCUUGUUGUAAAUUCCUAUGAAGAAGAUGUCAGCUUCAUUUAUCGAGAGAUGGAAGCGCAAUUACUGCGCAUAACAAGACAUGUUUGAAAGUCCAAAGUAAGAAUUUUAGAAUAUCCAGGUUUCUAACUCAUCAC